CAGAAAAAUACAGAGAAAUACAGCGCAGAGUAUAUUUCUUCCCAAAAGACGCGUGUGAAAAAUUGAUAAAUUCAGUGAAAACCUAAAGAAAAUGUUAAAUAAAUGGCAGGAUUUACUAAAAGGGAAGAUAAUCACAAUAGUGAAUACAACUUGUGAAUAAUAAAGUUGAAAAUAUUGUUUAAAAAAUAUCAAAAAGAAGGCAAAUUAUGAUAAAAUUAUCCAGCGCUCGGAGAUAUCGAAUGUGAGAGUGUGUAUACAUAUGUGUUCUCGUGUAUAUGUACGUGUGUAUGUUUGUACAUAUAUGGAUAUAGGUAUAUACAUAUAUCCAGAGUAAAAGCAAAUGAAGAAGAAGCUCUAAGGGUGCUUUUAAGUAGCAAUAUUAGAGCCGAAAGGAAGAAGCGAAAGCCAAUUCGCUUCCUAACUCAACGAAAGCAGGAGCUGCAGGAAAAAAGGACUGGCAUCUAUCAAAAAGGACAACGGAAGUAAUGGUGGACAAGCGCACGGAAGAGUCGAAUAUCUCUGGAAUCGGGUAUUUCUUAAAAGGAAGCUAAAAAUUUUGUACAAAGCGAGAGGAGAAAAUUGAUGAAAAUUAAAUUGCCUGCGACGAGUACCAUUAAAUCUAGACAAAGAGUUUAUCCGACCAACUAGCAGCCUUCUAUUCAUAAUAUGACUGACUGAUUGUUGACUGGCCCACCGUUAGCUUCAUUAACUUUUGCUUCAAAAAUCGACGCGCCCUGCUUUUGUCGCAAAUAUGUACAAUUGAUUCCAUCACUUCAAUCUUCUUGCUACUACCAACACUCCAUUCCACUACAUAGCAUUUACAAAACACUUUUUGAUAUUGUUGUUGCUAAUUGGGUGUCGACGAGGACAUUCCUUUACGCCUAACGAAAGGUUUCGUUCUCUCUAAACCAACUGAGUGAUAUCCUGUAGGAAUUGGGCUAACCUGCACAUAGCACCAUGAAGGAACGUGCAAUAAAUGUCAAAUAUGUAUAUUCAUUGUUAGCACCCAGGUGUUGAAUUUUCCAUACGCCAACGCUAAAAUAAUUAAUUGUGUGAUAUGAAAAUAAAUAAGAACAGCAACAACAGCUACAACAGCUACAACAAGCAAAGCAGAAUAAAAACAAAGGCUAUAAAGGCAAUCAAAGCAGCAGCGUAUGAGUAAAAACAACGGUUUAUGUGCGAUAUAUCGGCGCAAUAACCGAAAAACGGCAAGAGUAAAGUGAUUUUCUAUAUUUAUGUUGAGUAGUAAUUUUGAAAUCGGUUAAAAAGCAUGACAAUUAGAACAUUGAAAUUAAAACGAUAUCGAGCGCUAAUAGAUCGACAUCGGCGACUAUCUACACAAGCGUACAUACACGUACAUGUGUGCGCAUAACUCUUAAAUCUUAAUAGAAAGCUGGACGAGCCCGUAAAACCGCCCUUUCCGCGGAGGAAAAUAAAAACAAAGACAACCACCACCACUACAAAUACCAUACAGUCGCACUGGAAGAAAAGAGGCCGCGCCGAGAGCACGAUAUCAGCUGUCGCUCAAGUAAUAAAGAGGAAGUUCAGCGCUGUAAUCCCUUCUUAAAGCGAUAAGGAAACAGAGGCAGCAGCAAAAACAGCGCCAACGACAGCAGCAACGCUGCUACACAGAUUAUGGGCUGUGGACAAAGCAAAAUCCAUUUGUAUCCCAGAAAAUCAAAGAGCAAAGCAAAUGGAAAGAAAGGAGGUCACGCUGAUUCAGAUGCAGAAACGGACGAGGAUGAAGGGCACAUUGAGGAUGCCGAGAAGUGUCAAAAUCGGGAACGUGAUAAAAAUGAUGAAAAUGAUGAACAAAGCAAUAAGGAUGCACAAGACAGCGAUGAGGAUGUCUCUGUGUCACUACUGCGAGCCAAAAAUUUAUCAUUACUUCAAAGCCAGGAAAUUUCCACCAGCCAACAGAACUUCUUCCGGAUGCUCGAUAAAAAAAUUGAAGAGGGCCCUGAUUACGAUUCAUCCAGCGAAACGGAGAUCGCACUUGAGGAGGCACGACUGAAUGCUUUGGUACAGCACUGGGAGUCAGCUAGUCUGACAGCCUCUAUUUGCUCCUCCGCCAGCCGCUCGCUGCAAACGACACCGAUUCGUCAGGCUCCUAUGAAGCAAAUGGCAACGCCCAGAGCCGUUCUCCAGCCAUCGGUCGCUGUACCGGUACCACUAGCGAUGCCAGUACAACAGACCGUGCUGGCAACAGACUUUCUAACGCAUGGCUCAUCACCGACGACGGGUCAGUUGUCGGCGGCAGCGAUGGCGGCCGGCGGUGCGCUAAAGCAUCAACAAGGUCCUCAACAAAUCGUCAUUUCGCACAUGAAUAGUAAAAUGUUGCAUCAAAUGUCCGUUGUACCGCAAAUGCCUAUCAAUAUGCAGGCAGAAACUUCCACAUCUUCCGCUAAUACGUCCAACGCUAUCGCACUAAUGCAAGCGCCCAACCAAGCACAACAAGCGCAAUAUACACAACAUUUACUUGCGGGCGGCUCUACACAAUUACUCGGCAAUAUCAAGACAAACGUUAGCCCUAAACGCUACUUAGAUGGCAGAUUGCUUAUGAAUUCCAGUCCUCUUGCACAGCAAAUGCAUACCGUAUCAACACCCCUGUCUAAUGCAUACAUGAGCGGGCCAACGCAGUCAACGGCAAUGGCUGUAGUAUCAGCAGCGAGUUCUUAUGCAAAUGGAAACGCCAGCAGCGGUUGUACGUCACAACCUACUAUGCCAAUUCAAUUGGCAUAUUUUGGACAACCUUCUCCACAGCAGCAAUCACAACAACAAUUUCAGCAGCAGCAUCAAACGACUACUGCGGCGAUGGCAAUGGCCACUAUGACAAUGACUGCAACACCAAAUGAGCCACAAACUCCGCAAGGCCAAAAUCAGCCGUACUACGGUGACCAAAUGCAAAUGCACACGAUGCAGCCGCCAACGGAAUACAAAUUCCCGCCGGCAAUUAGCGUUCAACGCUUAGCGCCUCAAGUUCAGCGACAACUGCGCGAAACUCAAGAACUGAUAAAGGACUCAUGCCCACAAUUAUUCGCAGCAGGUUAUGGCGGCAGUCCCGGACCACCGAUACGAAACCAAGCCAAAAACUCAAACCGAAGACCCACCCUGGAGACCCAAUUCUCACAGGAAAGCUCGUGAUAUCUAUAUAAUUAAAAGAAAGAAACCCAGCGCCAAAGUUACUGUAGACGUUCGCUUCAGCAGAGUAGCCCAUUAUUCAGCGUCCUAAACUACAUCAAUGACAGACGUCCAAGUCCGGGGAAGUAAUAAUAGGGUAAACUGUGACGCAAACAGAAGAUGACUCUCACAUUCUCAUGACGUUAUUAAUCCUAUUCAUAACCAAAAGCAUUAUUUAUCAAUAAUAAAAAUCACAUGAUUAUGAUUGAAAAAUAUAUACAUACA
This is a messenger RNA of Ceratitis capitata (Mediterranean fruit fly), 3405 nucleotides long. RefSeq lists its product as uncharacterized. The record is from RefSeq and is a predicted model, not a curated record. The transcript is spliced from 6 exons. NCBI's taxonomy places the organism in Eukaryota, Metazoa, Arthropoda, Insecta, Diptera, Tephritidae. Bases 1636 to 3144 code for a protein of 502 amino acids.